CCAAAGCCUUCACGACCAGGACUUCCGCCUCUGACCCUGAACCCCGCCCAGCGCAAAUAAGCCCCGUCCAGCAAGACGUUGGAUACGCUGUGUGUGUCUCCUCAGCGCCCGUAGUUCUUGAACUUUAACCCCUCUUUUGGGCCGGUGCUGUGGGUUAGCACGCAUGCGUUGUUGCUUUGAAUGGCGAGCGCCCUUAUUCUGGCAGCGACUGCAGGAGUGGUUGCAGUGCUCCUGGCACUGCGGUUAUGGGUCGUGCUUCAUUCCCGGGUCGUUGUGCCCCGGGAAUCUCUCAGUCUCAUGGCGGUAGUCGGAUCCGGUGGGCACACCACUGAGAUCCUGAGGCUGCUUGAGCAUUUGUCCAGUGCUUACUCCCCUAGACAUUACAUCAUUGCUGACACUGAUGAAAUGAGUGCCCAGAAAAUAAGUUCUUUUGAAUUAUAUCGAGCUGAUAGAGACCCCAGUACCAUGUUUCCCAAAUAUUAUAUCCAUCGUAUUCCCAGAAGUCGUGAGGUUCAGCAGUCCUGGCUGUCCACAGUGCUCUCUACCUUGUAUGCCUCGUGGCUCUCCUUUCCCCUGACUUACCGAGUGAAGCCUGAUUUGGUGUUGUGUAACGGACCAGGAACAUGUGUUCCUAUCUGUGUAUCUGCCCUUCUCCUUGGGAUACUAGGAAUAAAGAAAGUGAUCAUUGUCUACGUGGAAAGCAUCUGCCGAGUAGAACAUUUAUCCCUGUCCGGAAAGAUUCUCUUUCACCUCUCCGAUUACUUCAUUGUUCAGUGGCCGACUCUUAAGGAGAAAUAUCCCAAAUCUGUGUACCUUGGGCGAAUUGUUUAAUGAAUGACAAUUUACUUCUUUAGAAUUCUGCAGUUAACAAUAUUUAUUGUAAGUGGGGAGAAAAACCACGUUUCUUGUAAAGGCUUAUCAAAGUCCUGAGGAUUGUUGGUAGUCAAGAAUAAAAUAUGUAAAUAACCCAGUGAAAUAACUUUAAAAUAAACAUUAAUAAACCAUGAAGUAUUUAUGCCUCUGUGCACCAAAUUUGUAUAUAAAAGUAUCUAUCACUGCCUGCAAGUUAUAUUCUGACUUGUUUUAGUUAUAUUUUUCUAGAACUAAAUACAGGAUCUGUAUGAUUGGUAAAAUUUCCUGGGUGUUUUUUUUUUUUUCUUCAGUAUUCUGCAAUGUAAAAAGAAAAAGAAAGGUGUUUCUUAGUUUUUGUUCUAAUACACAGACUUUAUUUCCUAUGUGGAAGCAGGGAAAUCCCUAGUGAGUCCUUUCAGCAUAAAGGAAACAGUUAUAUUAAAUUGGCUUCAUGACAAUUUACACUCCACAUAUUUCCAAAACCUUGAGGAUAAACCAGUGUCUUUUUUAAUUCUUCAGUUUUGCUUUGUGAGUAGUUGGCCUUAAUCUAGACUAUCUUUUUAAAAUCUCUUGUUUAAUUGUUAAAUUAAAAGGUAACCAUUGCCAUAUUAAUAAC
Messenger RNA from Rhinolophus ferrumequinum (greater horseshoe bat), 1468 nucleotides. RefSeq names its product ALG14 UDP-N-acetylglucosaminyltransferase subunit (gene ALG14). Gene Ontology annotation, cellular component: UDP-N-acetylglucosamine transferase complex. Gene Ontology annotation, biological process: dolichol-linked oligosaccharide biosynthetic process. The record is from RefSeq and is a predicted model, not a curated record. Lineage: Eukaryota; Metazoa; Chordata; Mammalia; Chiroptera; Rhinolophidae. The transcript has 4 exons. Bases 181 to 831 code for a protein of 216 amino acids.